Molecule: messenger RNA, 2366 nt
Organism: Lytechinus variegatus (green sea urchin)
Lineage: Eukaryota; Metazoa; Echinodermata; Echinoidea; Temnopleuroida; Toxopneustidae
Exons: 10
Coding region: 416-1990 (524 amino acids)
Source: RefSeq, a predicted model, not a curated record
UGCGAAAACCUGGCCUGGAGGCUGGACGACUUCAGUAGGCUGUCACGGUGAAAACACUCAAAAGGCAACAUCAAAUCAAUUUUGGACAGUCUUUUUCUUCUUCCUUCUCUUUCUGGAAACAGUCAGUUAGUUUUCGAGGAAUUUUGUCUGGAGAUGGGAGUGAAUCAUAAUUUCGGCCCCGGCCCGGGCGCCAGGCCCAGGCCAAGCAAGGUCAAGGGCCAAACGACGUCGCUUCAGCUUCACUUGUUCUCCGCACCUUGCUAAACCUGCCUGUCAGCACUCAUUCAAUGAACAACAAGCAACCUGUUCAGUAGCUGACAUCACCCUCAAUAGCCAUGUUACCAUUUCGCACGUGGCGACGGCAGAUUUAUCACAGCACCUUACCAAUUGGGAUAACCAGAAUGUUGAGGAGGAAAUGUACCUCUGCCUAGGAUGCGACAGUGGAUAUGCUAAUAAAGGCAAGGAGUGUAUACCAUGUAUCUUCAAUGCCUUCACCCAUCAAACCUUUUUUGAUACCAGUGGUAUGCUGGAGUGUGUCGAUGAAGAUAAACCAGUCAUCACGCUUCCAAACGAGGACAAACUCUGCCUCCCACAUGAUUCUGAUGAAAUAACACUUAAUACCGAUCUUAAAGAAGAAGACCUUAAACAAUAUUUGCCAACGUGCAAGGACGACAUUGAUGGGACAUUAAAAGUUGAUAUCUCACUCUCCCUAGACGAACCUCUAACUGUUAGUGAGAUACCUGUUACAGUAACAUGCAAGGAUAACUCUGGAAACAAACAAAUUAGUGAAUACACUCUUACUGUUCAAGACUGUCAAAAGCCACGACUAUCAAAUCCUACCGAGCUGGAAUUUUGUGCUGAUUACGGGGGAAAUACCAUAAGUUUCAGUGAAGAUAAUUUCCCUACUCCACUGUGCUCCGAUGCUGUUGAUAAGAGUCCUGUGAUUGAAUUUGUAGAUGAUCAGAGCAGGGUCUUUUCAGUUGGAGAGCGUAACAUCACUGUAGUUUGCACAGAUGCUGCUGGAUUGAAGGAUGAGUUAACAUACACUGUCCAAGUAAACGACUGUGAAAAUCCAACACUAUCAGAGCCAGAAGAGCUGGAAUUUUGUGCUGAUGAGGGAAGAACCAAAACAUUCGAUGCAGAUAGUUUCCCUUCUCCAGUGUGUAAUGAUUUUAUUGAUACUGAUCUUGAUGUUGAAUUGGAUGAUACCAACAGUGUCUUUUCAUAUGGAGAUCGUAUCAUCACUGCAGUUUGCACAGAUGAUGCUGGAUUGAAUGAUACUUUAAAAUACACUAUCACCAUUAAGGACUGUGAAAAUCCAACACUAUCAGAGCCAGAAGAGCUGGAAUUUUGUGCUGAGGAUGGGGGAAAUACCAAAAGUUUCAGUGAAGAUAAUUUCCCUACUCCACUGUGCACCGAUGCUGUUGAUGAGAGUCCUGUGAUUGAAUUUGUAGGUAAUCAGAGCAGGGUCUUUUCAGUUGGGGAGCGUAGCAUCACUGUAGUUUGCACAGAUGCUGCUGGAUUGAAGGAUAAGUUAACAUACACUGUCCAAGUAAACGACUGUGAAAAUCCAACACUAUCAGAGCCAGAAGAGCUGGAAUUUUGUGCUGAUGAGGGAAGAACCAAAACAUUCGAUGCAGAUAGUUUCCCUUCUCCAGUGUGUAAUGAUUUUAUUGAUACUGAUCUUGAUGUUGAAUUGGAUGAUACCAACAGUGUCUUUUCAUAUGGAGAUCGUAUCAUCACUGCAGUUUGCACAGAUGAUGCUGGAUUGAAUGAUACUUUAAAAUACACUAUCACCAUUAAGGACUGUGAAAAUCCAACACUAUCAGAGCCAGAAGAGCUGGAAUUUUGUGCUGAGGAUGGGGGAAAUACCAAAAGUUUCAGUGAAGAUAAUUUCCCUACUCCACUGUGCACCGAUGCUGUUGAUGAGAGUCCUGUGAUUGAAUUUGUAGGUAAUCAGAGCAGGGUCUUUUCAGUUGGGGGAGCGUAGCAUCACUGUAGUUUGCACAGAUGCUGCUGGAUUGAAGGAUAAGUUAACAUACACUGUCCAAGUAAACGACUGUGAAAAUCCAAAACUAUUAGAGCCAGAAGAGCUGGAAUUUUGUGCUGAUGAGGGAAGAACCAAAACAUUCGAUGCAGAUAGUUUCCCUUCUCCAGUGUGUAAUGAUUUUAUUGAUACUGAUCUUGAUGUUGAAUUGGAUGAUACCAACAGUGUCUUUUCAUAUGGAGAUCGUAUCAUCACUGCAGUUUGCACAGAUGAUGCUGGAUUGAAUGAUACUUUAAAAUACACUAUCACCAUUAAGGACUGUGAAAAGCCCACACUAUCAGAGCCAAAAGAGCUGACAUUUUGUAAUGAUGAAGGAAAA